AUGCCGAGACCCACCUCCCCUCUCCCCGUCGCCCCACCGUCCCAACCACCCGCCGCCGCCGCCACCCGCCACCGCCCCCUGGCCCCACCGCCCCUCGCCCCGUCGCCCCCACCACCCGCCACCGCCCCGGCGCCCCGUCGCCCGAACGGCGCCCCACUGGUGCCCCGCCGCCCCCACCACCUGCCCAUCAGCCCCUGCGCCCGCGCCGGCCCCGGAGCCAGGCUCGCCGCCGCCCUGCGCCCGCGCCGCCCCCGGAGCCAGGCUCGCCGCAGGCCCCCUGCGUCCCCCUCGCGCCCCCCGGAGCCAGGCCCGCCGCCGCUGCCCUAA
Messenger RNA from Aegilops tauschii subsp. strangulata, 327 nucleotides. Lineage: Eukaryota; Viridiplantae; Streptophyta; Magnoliopsida; Poales; Poaceae. The record is from RefSeq and is a predicted model, not a curated record.